Molecule: messenger RNA, 1635 nt
Organism: Mycena indigotica
Lineage: Eukaryota; Fungi; Basidiomycota; Agaricomycetes; Agaricales; Mycenaceae
Exons: 8
Coding region: 112-1635 (507 amino acids)
Source: RefSeq, a predicted model, not a curated record
GCUACUCCCUUGCUCGACAACCCAACGACACACGGCGAGGCGCGUGCUUUCCCCCGGUAUCUUCCCCCGCUGCAAUAUUUUCUGGGUCGAGUACUUCGGAAGUUCUUCCCGAUGGCAACCCGACCUUCAAGUUUUGCACACUACGUGUCUUCGCGCGACGCCAUGCAACUUGAAGCCGCACCGCCGCUCAUUUCUCUCGCCCGCGCGCUCUCCCUUCCGCACGACCGUGACGGCCUCGCCGCGAACAGAUGGCUCGGCGAGCAUGCCGACAGACGCAAGGCGAGCCAUAGCGAGGCCGAGAAGAGCAAGACGACGACCGGCGAGCGCCUCGUAGAUGCGCUUCGGGGCGCUGUGCAGCGCCGCGAGAUGAGAAUGCGCGAGGAGGGAGUUGAUGAGGUGAAGUUUUGCUUCAAAAUAUCUUCUUCUGGUCAAGAAUCAUCCACUGAGGCGAUGCAGGUACCAGACGGGUGGCCCUGGCCGACGCCUCUACCGCAUGAGCUUGCGGACGCCUCGAACACACUCCCAGUAGUGCCAGCUCGCAACGUGCCGGCGCAAACUGCGGUAUUGGACUCGGACGUCGCCAUGGUCAGCGUAGUCCCGCGGGUCGACCGGGCUGCGGAGCGCUUCGAGCGGCAGGAAGCCAUGAUCGAAAACUUGCAUGAGCGUGUGCAUGAUCUGUUGGAGGACCGCAAGGAGAUGAAGGAGCGAUACGAAGAACUGUUGACAGCGACGAAAGAGCUGCAGGAGAUGCACGACGAAUUGAAGAGGGCGAAUGAAGAGUUGAGUGGCGCGAAUGCAAGUCUGCAGAUGAAGUUGUCCGAGUUGGCGUCUAAAGGGAGUGUGGAUCCACGCGAAGCAACGAUGCCAGGGCAAACUGUCUCCCCUGCGGUGGACCCCGAGAGACGCCUCUACCUCGAGUUCAUGGCAUCCCUCCCCUCGCCACCGCCCACGCGUCCCGCCUUCCGCGAGCUGCAGUCGGUAUUACCACGCGUUCGUGACUGGUACCGCGUCGCGAAGCAAGAGGGCAACUCGGGAUCCACGCGCGCUUUCCUGCUUCUGGCGGGCCGCACGGUCUGGUGUGAUGAUACCCAGAAGACGCAUGCGCUGGCCUUUGCGCCCCAGGUUUUUCUCUGCUACUCGGGGCUCGGCAGGGCGCCGGAGUGGCUGCCGAGCGGCGAGAUGGCGCGGCGCGUUGGCGAGGAGGUGGAGCUGUUUGUGGCGCUGCGGCCCGGGAAGGAGUCGGAUAUUGUCAUUGAAGACGCACGGGACGAUGCAGUGUACUACGCGGGCGUGUACAAGGUGCAUAGUCUCCGGUCAGUGCACGAACCAGGGUCGGCGGUCCCGCCUGAUGUGUCGAUGUAUCAUUUCCUGCGCGCGAUGAAUGUGGAUGUCGAGAUCCCCGGCGAUAUGUCUCGGCGUCAGCUACGGGAGAUCCUACGGAAGGCGCUGCCAGAAGGCGAAGAUGAGUUGCCAGGCGUCGAAUGCUUUGGACUGCAGUGUAUUGGGUUUGAUGCGGGGCUCUAUGAGACGCUGCGGACACAGGCAGCAGUGUGUGGCGUGAAACGGUGUGCGAGUGAGGCUGGGGUAGAUGGUGGGAUUGUUGGCGGCAGGACCCGCAGGAGGGUGAAGGGUUGA